Fonticula alba is the source of this 3373-nucleotide messenger RNA. RefSeq lists its product as hypothetical. The transcript has a single exon. Lineage: Eukaryota; Rotosphaerida; Fonticulaceae. The record is from RefSeq and is a predicted model, not a curated record. Bases 1660 to 3339 code for a protein of 559 amino acids.
GGGGGGGAGGGGGAGGGGGGGGGGGGGGGGGGGGGGGGCCCCCGCAGGCAGGGCGCCGGCAGUCGAUGGACCCCCUCCUCACAGGUGGUCGACAUCAUAGACACCACCACAGCGGGACACAUGCGGGUUGGUGCCCAAGUGCCCGGGGUUGGCGAUGUCCGACAGCCAGGGGGCCAGAUGCGGCUCGACGAAGGGCGGCAGCGCAUGGGCCGUCGGGUUGGGCAACGGGCACUGGAUGGUGCGCGGGUGCAAACCACACACCGGGCACAGCAUCCGGUGCAACUCGAUCAUGGCAUCCAGGGUGCCGGCCGGCGGGGUGCUGAAGGCCGUGUCAUAGCUCACCUCCGGCCGGAGGAAGAACAUCGGCGACUUGAGGCUGGUCUGCGGGGGCCGCGGGCCGUCCAGAUUGUUGGGCGGAACCAUUUGCAUGUAAAUCCCAUACCGGGGGUCUUCCUCAACCAGGAAAGAGUCGGCCAGGAUGACCGGCUUGGCCGGGGCCGUGCCCAAAGCCUCCGGCAGCGGGCUGGGCCAAUGGUUGAUCGGCUCCAGAUCCUGCACCCGGGAGAUGUAGUCCAGCGAGGUAUCCUGCACCUCCAACUCCGGCGGAGUGUAAUCCCCGGGAUAGGAGGACACCUGCGAGGAGGGAAGCGUCAAUGACCGAGUGGUCAGACCACGGACCUGCGGCAGGACAAAGUUCACCGAGUUCCACAAGUCGAUGGCCGUCUGGGCCGCAUGGCUGGACAGGAAGCGCAGGGCAAAGCGAUCCAACGCCCGGAGGAGAUCGGCCCGCGCCCACCGGCGCAAGUCCCGCUGGUAAUUGCACACCGAUUGCAUGCUCGGAGACAGGACCCGCUGCAGGACCACCCGAUGCGGGGGCAGGACCUUGACCGCGGCCUGGGCCGCCUGCACCAGCAGCGGCGGCAAUUGCUCCUGCUGAAUGCGCUGAAUGGUCUCCGGGGCCAAGUGCAUGGGGGGCACACGAGGAUGCGGCCAGCCCAACGGCCCACGGGCCUUGACCGCUGCCUGGCCGGCCUCCCGGACCAGGCUCAAAAUGUCCUCGGUCGGAUGCCAUUGCGGCCAAAGGGAGGAGGUGGCCGUGCGUGGGGACCCCGGGCCGAACAUGGUCCGGAAGGCCUCCAACGAAGAGUGGUCCCCGUGCAGGCCGAGGCGCGUGGCCACCAGGACCGACUCAUCCACGCGGAAGUUGGUCUCCCAGCUGCUGGCCGGAUCGUCGGCCGUCAGGGGAUAGAACCACUGCUCCCGGGCCGGCAUGUACCGGGACACCACCGGCGCCAAAAUCGGAUGGACCACGGGCAAAACCGCCGACAGGAUGGACUCCUGCAUCCAGACAUGCGCUCGGACAAUGCGGUUGCGCCGGUCCCAGGCCGCCGGGCAGACGGCCACCCCGCCGCGAGCCCAGCUCGUGAAGAAGGUCCCCGGCUGCCGGAGGAAGUUCCGCGACACAUAGGAAUCCGGCUUCUUGGUGGCCAUCCGGAAGGCCUCGGCCUCGAUGGUAUCCCACCCGGGAACCGGGUCAUGAGCCGCGCCACCACAUGACGGACACACCCCGCGUGCCACCAUGCCGAAAUACUCGUCCGAGGCCAUGGCCGUGUCGGCCACAUAUGCCACGCCCAGCUGCAAUAGCCGGGGACAGGGCUCAUGCGCCGGGUGCUCACCACAUGCCAGGCACAUGCCAUACCCGGGGCAGGGCGGCGGCGGGGUCGAGCUCGACGUGGCUCGCGGCAGGAGAUCCGGCUUCGAUCCGGCCAUGUAACCCCGGGCCGAGAAGAGCCACGACAUGACGUGCGUCACCCCGAGGCGAUCAGUCUCCCGGGUGUCGAUCAGCAACCGCCGACGAACUUCCUCCGGCGUGAGGGCCGUAUUGUGCAAGAAGACCAUGCCAUGGGAAAGCAGCAAAUCCGGACAGGGCAUGGCCGAGGAGUGCUGGCCACAGUGGGUGCAAAGCCCCUUGCCAGCCAGGCCGCUCUGGCGCCGGGCCGUCGAAGAGAGCGUUCGCUGCGUGAUAUUCGGCGAGGGGGAGUCCAGCAGGAGGAUGUUCUCGGCCAGACGCCGGUGCUCGAGGUCCGACCAGGUGGGAUGCAGAUCCCGGGCCCCGGAAUGGGCCAGGCCCAAAUCAUGGAUGCCCAGAAGCUGGUCCGUCAAUUUGGCAGCCGGUCCGGAAGACCCGGCAGGGGACUCUCUCCGGGACGAGGCACCAGAGGCCGGCGGCGGAGCACCUGCGCGUCCACCGGUGUCCGGCGUGGAGAGGGAAUCGGCCGGGGCCGCGGUCGCGGUGGCCAUCGUAGCCAUCAAGGCAUCGGAAGGCCCGAGCAGGCGCUCGGCCCAGGAGGCCAAAUUCCGCCCGGUGGGCGAUCGCUCAAAGGCCUCCCGCACAUAGGCCAUCAUGCUGGAGGGGAGGCGAUCGAAGCCGCUGCUGUAGAUGGAGUCGGCUCGAGCCUGCUCGGCGCCCUGGAGCACCGAAAUCAGCAGGAGCUUCUGGCCGGUCAUCUCGUGCGUCGAGAGGGUAGUGUGGUGGCCCAGGGUCUUGGCCACCGAGAGGGUCCCUCCGGCGUGCAUCCACGCUGGCGAGUCGACCGUCGGCAUGAUGGACCCCAAAGUCGGGCGCUGGUCCGAGGAAUCCGGCGUCAGGACCGCUGGCAGGCUGUUCCGGUAGCAAGACUGCGUGGCCGGGUGGAGGCCGCACUGAGGACAGGCAUUGACCAGCUCGCGCAGGGGGGCAUUCAGCCGAUGCUGCUCCAGGGCCUCCUCCAAUGCUGGCUGGCCGAACCAGGAGGACACCUUGCCCUCGCCGGCAGGCACAUGCUUCUCGGUCAGCAGCCGGCCGAUGGUGGUGAAGCUCGGCCGGACAUUGAACAGAUCGUCGCCCUUGCGGGAAAACCGGUAGAAGAUGUUUUCCUGAUCAAUGGCCUCGCGAUCCAGGAGCUCGGCUGCCGGGGCGGUGGGAGAGUCGACCAGGGCCUCGGCCUCGGCCGGGGUCAGCCCAGCCGGCGGAAUGAAAAGCGAUCCGUCCUGCCGGAGGAGGGACCGCCGGAGCUGCGCCACCGACAGAUGGGGCUCCACGAUCUGCUCCGGGGUCAGGGCCAGGAUGUAGGUGUCAUGCUCCUCGAUUUGCAGCCGGUGCAUCUCCGGCAUUUGGGUCUCCUCGGGGGAGAAAACCCCCUCGGUGCCAGGGGCCUCGGCCACCACGGAGAACCCCGGGACGCUGCUCGACACCGGGUACUCCUGGUAGUGGACAUCCCGCGGGGGGACAAACUGCGUUUCGUUGGACCGUAUCCAGUGGUCAUAGUGCCGAAUGUAGACGGACUCGUAGUCGUUUGAAGCGCGCCGGGAAGAAGAAGAGGAGGAGGAGGAG